AUGGAAAGAACUUCCUCCAUUACAUAUCGUCCCGUUCUGCAAAAGGAGCAGACAAAAGCACUUGAACUAUGGAAGUCUGUAUUUGAAGCAAAGAGUGAUGGAUAUUUCGAGCGAUUUUUUUCACCUCAAGCAUCACCGGACUAUCAAGAAGGAGAUACGUUAGGAGCGUGGGCAUAUGAUGAUCGACUGGUUAGUAUUGUACAAAUUCGUCGUUCAAUAUUGAUAUCAGAUAAAAAUGAGACAUUUCUUUGUGGUGUAAUUUCGAAUGUUGCUACGGAUGUCGAAUUUCGAAAUCAAGGUUUAUCAAAACAACUACUUUUGCAAGCAAUCGAGAGAAUGGAGCGAGAGAACUUUUCUUUAUCUAUGUUAGGAACAGGUCAACCUCAACAUUACCUAAAACUAGGAUGGAAACCAUUACGAAGUCGUAUUCAAUACGUUAUUAAUUUGAAGAGAAAUGAUCUAUCUACUGAGAGUGAAAACAGAUUAUGGAUACCAGCGUGUUCUGUCUCUUCUUAUGAUAAACUGUUGGAAAUCUAUUCAACACAUCCGCGCCCAUAUCAAUUCGAUCGUUGUUCUUCGUCACUGUUCGAACAUUGGAUUGGCUGGCAUUGGAAAGAAGGUUCUGCCUUUUUAUACAUGUCACCAGAUUACAAAGGCUACAUAGUAAUUAGUCACGCUGACGGAAAGGGUUGUCCUGUUUCAAUUACUGAAUAUCGUGCAUUUGAUCACGAUACCGAAAAAACAUUACUUGAAACAGCUGCAGUAGAAAUAUAUCGACGAUAUCGUCAAAACAGCUUUCUCUUACACACACUUCCUCAGUAUACAACGUUACAGUCGCUUGGAUGGAACGACGAUAAUAAUUUGAUUUUCGAAGAAAACGAAGAUGUUAUGCUACGAAAUAUUGGCUUGUCAGAUGAACAGUAUCAGACAAUCAAAACAACUUUUGAGGCAGUGGAUGGAAAAACAACGAUCUGGCCAGAGGAAUAUUACUAA
Molecule: messenger RNA, 993 nt
Organism: Adineta ricciae
Lineage: Eukaryota; Metazoa; Rotifera; Eurotatoria; Adinetida; Adinetidae
Source: the annotation of a GenBank genome assembly